AUGAGCCAGGGGGCUCCGGACGAGGGAGGGGAAGGAGAGCAAGGCGUAGUGUGGUGCUCGAGACGCAGUUGCGAUGGCCCCAACUUUUCCUCCGCUCCUUUCCUCGCGACGCGCAACCUCAUCAUCACCGCUAACCCGACGCUCACCCACGAGGAAGUAGCCCAACAACUGGCAAAUGCCUGGACCGAAGAAAACAACGCACGAAAGGCUGAAUACGAGCAGCAACAAGGCGAGCUGCAAGCAGCUAGGGACGAAGCUGACAGGCUUGCGCAAGAAGAAGAGGAUCGGCGCCAAGAGGAGCAAGCGCAGAAGGAGCAGGCAGAGCAGCUUGAGAUAGAGAAGAAGAAGCCAAAGUUGAAGCUGCUGGACAGAUCGAGGACGGUGGGUGACCAGAUUGAUUCACGCCCCUCCGCCUACGCUCUAAAUAAGCUUGAGAACCAUGAGUACAUCGAGCCAUGGUAUUUCACAACAGAGGGAUGCCAGGAUGCCGCCGACUACCAGCACACUGUCGCAGACGAGACAUUCGGCCUCUCCAAAGUUGACAACUUCCUAGCGCUCCGUGCCGUCUCUGCCUCCAAGGCCUCGCGAAAUGCCAUCAAAGACAUGGACCUCACCUGGAGGCAGAUGGAAAUGGCCAAGAACCUCCUGCUCUCGUACAUGGGAAAGCUCAAAUGGCCGGACGAGUACGUACAAAGCCUGGCCGGUUUCUUCAUCAACAUCGACAUGAGCAGUAUGCGCUCCCGCCCUAACGGAGAAAGAGCCCUCCUGGUGUACCAAGCCCGGUUUCGUCGUGAAUGUGACGCCAUCAAACCCAGCGAAGCCUUUGAUAUUUCGGUCAUCAAUCAAGAGCUCCUCAGGAACAUCAAGGACGAGGUGCACGACACUGUGCGCGCUGAGGCUCUCAAACAGGUCAGCUCAUUCCCAUUCCCAUAA
Messenger RNA from Heterobasidion irregulare TC 32-1, 933 nucleotides. RefSeq lists its product as uncharacterized. Lineage: Eukaryota; Fungi; Basidiomycota; Agaricomycetes; Russulales; Bondarzewiaceae. The record is from RefSeq and is a predicted model, not a curated record. The coding region runs from base 1 to 933 and encodes 310 amino acids. The transcript is spliced from 2 exons.